AAUCACAACACAAAGAGUAUAUUUUACGACGAAACAGCGCCCUACAGGAAGAAAGUGCCCGACUCCAAGUGAGCGCUGCAGGAGCGCGACUUUUUGGCGCUCUUUGAGAGCAGCGAGAGGGAGGCGGGGGACCGAGAGUCUGGGGCGGGCGCGGGAAGCGGAGCAACACGCGCCGAGUUCCCGCGCCUUUUCCCGCCGCCAGCCGGGGCUGGGAGCUGCGCGCUGAGCCAGGUUCUGAAAAUUGCCUUUUCUGAAAACUCUGCUGCUUGGAUUCUACUCUAGAGCUAUCUCUUUUCAAAUCCCUGUUGCCACGCACCCUUCCCUGCUCCUGCCCCUACAAAACCUGAUUCGCUUUUGCUCCUUGAAUCAUCUACAGUCAUAUUGUCCGAAAGAGUGUGCACUUGAUUGUCAUUUUGCUUUCAAUAUGACGGCUGUCAGUGUUGCCCUAAUUCGUGAUACCAAGUGGCUGACUUUAGAAGUUUGUAGAGAAUUUCAGAGAGGAACUUGCUCUCGAACUGACGCAGAGUGCAGGUUUGCCCAUCCGCCAAGAGUUUGCCAUGUGGAAAAUGGCCGUGUGGUGGCCUGUUUUGAUUCUCUAAAGGGUCGGUGCACUCGAGAGAACUGCAGGUACUUUCACCCUCCUCUCCACUUAAAAACACAGCUAGAAGUUAAUGGGAGGAACAAUCUGAUUCAACAGAAGACUGCAGCAGCCAUGUUCUCCCAACAGAUGCAGCUUAUGCUCCAAAAUGCUCAAAUGCCAUCCCUUGGAUCUUUUCCUAUGAAUUCAUCACUUGCAGCUAACCCUGCCAUGGGUUUCAGUCCUUAUGUACCUCAUCAUCCUGGGAUGGGCCUGGUUCCUGCUGAACUUUUACCAAAUGCACCAGUUCUGUAUUCUGGAAAUCCACCUCUUGCAUUGCCAGGAGUUACUGGCCCAAAACCAAUUCGCACAGAUAAACUGGAGGUUUGCCGUGAAUUUCAGCGUGGAAAUUGUACCCGUGGGGAGAAUGAUUGCCGCUACGCUCACCCUACAGAUGUUUCCAUGAUUGAAGUGAGUGAUAAUACUGUGACAGUCUGCAUGGAUUACAUUAAAGGUCGAUGCUCCCGGGAGAAAUGCAAGUACUUUCAUCCUCCUGCACACUUGCAAGCCAAACUCAAGGCAGCUCAUCACCAGAUGAACCACUCAGCUGCCACUGCAAUGCCCAUACAGCCUGGUGCACUUCAACUGAUACCAAAGAGAUCGGCCCUUGAAAAGAACAAUGGUGCCACCCCAGUCUUUAAUCCCAAUGUUUUCCAUUGCCAACAUACUCUGGCUAACGUGCAGCUCCCGCAGCCGUCAUAUAUCCCUACAGGGCCAAUACUGUGCAUGGCACCCGCUUCAACUUUUGUGCCCAUGAUGCACGGUGGUGCGACACCUUCCACUGUGUCUCCAGCAACAACACCUGCCACCAGCGUUCCCUACGUUGCAACAACUACAGGCAAUCAGUUGAAAUUCUGAACAGCAGAGUUACGGAGUAUCAGAAUCUCUCAACAAGAACCUCUAUAUGGCCUUUCUAUAUAUAUUCUCGUAUGUCCUCUUCUACUAACACAACAAUAAGCAUGGUGCAGUCCAUAUAUUAGAGCGCAUAUACCAGAAAAAAAUUCAAAUUAAACCAAAGCAUUCAAUGGAAUGCUAAAGCAAAUAGAAAUGUUAAAGCAAAUAGAAAAUUAAUAACUCUGUAUUACCAUAUAUAAAUUUCUGAGCUUAUGUGCAUUAUCAUGUAGAAUACAACCAUAUACCUUUGUCAUUUAUAUGAAUCACCAGAUCCAUAUUAUUUAAAUCAUCCAUCUGAUGUGAAUUGACAGAUUGAAUAUAACCAUAAAAUUUUGUGCUUUUUCCUCCCAAUAACGAUUAUCCUAAACAAUAUUCACAGUGUACUGUAGGCUUACUAUACAUUCUUGUUUUGAUAAAUGUUUGGUUUUGAAGUGUUACCUUGAUAUUUUGUUUACAAGAGUCUAUUGGUUUGAUUCAGAACAUAACUAUAUCCAAUACCAUUUUCUCCAUUAGUGUAUUAUGUUAGAUUUGGGUUGUGUUUAGUUUUUAUAUACAGCAGUGUUUUGCUGUAUAUGUGUGGUGUUUGAUUUCAAUUAAAAUGUCAUUAGUGGGGAACAGAAAUGUACGUGCUUGAAAAAUGUGACAGGUUCAUGUUAAUGUGCACUCUUUAAAACAUUUCUGUAAGUUUCUUGAGGCAUAUAUUUACAAGGCCUCACUUCUGAGUGUGCACAAAGCCUGUUCAUAAACAUGCAUGUAUAUAACUGCCUGCAGGUCCUCAUGUAUUCAGUAGUGUACUAAAUUCUUAUAAGAUUAAAGUGAUUACCUACACAAGUUAAGGAACAUCUUCAAACGUGAACUUCUAAUAACGCCUCUUAUAUAACUUGAGAAAUAUGCAUUCACAUUCUUAAAAAAUUUCUUAGCAUUUGUAAAAAUUAUAUAAAGUAGCCAUUACAUUUAUUGUGUCACAAGAAUCCUAUCUCCCAGAUUGAAUGUCUCAAAAUUUAGCCAUUGUCAUCUUCAGCUGUGAAACUGGUACUUGGUAGCUUAAAGAUAUGGUAAUUGCAGGUUAUAAAUCAAACAGAGAGAUGGGGGUGUGGAGAUAGUUUUUAUAUACUUGCAGAAAGUAUGUAAAACCUUUGCAUUGUAACCUUUUGCACAAGUGCCGUUUUCCAAAUGCAAAUGGUUCGUGUUCUUUAGACUAUCUAUUCAUUGAAUAAUAAGUAAGAUGCAGUCAAGCAAAAGUCAGUCCAGGUGAAAGAGAAUUGUUUCAAAAUGAGGCCUUUCCUCCCCAAAUGGACAAUCUUUUCUAUUGAUCAGAGAGGGAGCCUGAGUACAGGCCUAGAGAAAGGGCAGGAAUGGGUGGCAGGGAGACCUUUAAAAUUAAUUUUUGAUUUAUGCAAAACAACCAGGAAAGAUUUCCAUAGUUGUCGUUCUUCACCUCAGUUUAGCUGAGUUUCAAAUUGUAUAAUUGCUUUGAUAAAGUAGCCAGCAUUCGUGUCACAUGGCAAGUGCUUCCCUGCCCAGACUUUAAUAUCAGAGUUUUAAAAUCUCAUAACCAAGCCUGGUUUUUUUGCUCAUUUGAAUUUAUUUGCUUUUAUAUGUGCUUUGGAAUUAUAAUAGGUUUUAGCACCAUGUGGCUAAUAUAGAAUAGCAAUAUCCCACAGAAGUGAGCUGAUUCUUACAACUAACACUUAGGAUAUAAUCUUAAAAAUGUAAAAUAGUAAUCAAUCUAUCUCUUUGAAAUAUAUAGCAUACCUGUUCUAGUUCACUCAGUUAUUAACAUUGCUGUUAUUAUAAAAGGGAGAAAACAUGAUAUUUUCCAACAAUUUAAAUAGAUUUAAUAUUUACUACAUAUAUAUUCUCCCACUGGAAAGUAUAAAACCAACAAAAUUUAUAUAUGUAUAAAUCUUGUGUUUCUUCUUCAUGAAAAUAAUAAGGAAAGAGAAAAUCUUUAGGAUACCUUAACCUAUAGGCUGGAUUUGGAGAACAGUGGAGCGGGCAAAGAUUAUUUCACAGUUGAUAAAAUGAAGAGCCAAGGCAUGUGACUUGCCUAAGGCUGCCCAACCAUUGUGGGAUCCAGUUGUUCCUCUUUUUUACAUCUUGCUUUGGAACAUUUGAGACUGCAUCUCAAAGCAGAUCAGAUGGUCUCAGAGUACAAAAGGCAAAAUUACCUUUGGUGAUUGGUAUCUUGUUGAUCUUAAUUAUCAUUAUCGAGGCAAAUCCUGACAGUCUUAUUUAUAUUGGGUCACUGUCUUUUGUUAACUUUUGCCUGAAGUUAGAGAUUGAGAGUUGUUCUUUUACCUGUGGGCUCUUUGAACCACUUAUAUUUUGUUUCCUAAAAUCAUAAUACAGGAAGGAUGUACCUGAGCUAGUCUAGAUAAAAUCCUUAAUGGAUAUGGCAAUGUUUUGUGCAAAAUGAGCCUUUUGUAGAUUGAGUAGAUUGACAUUUUGAUGCAACAUACUAUCUCAUUUAGCUUUUAAAUUUUCGACAAUAUGUGCAUAGAUACUAAACCUAGAGUACAGCUGUUCUCAUAAGCACUGGGAGACAUUAAUGAUUUUAUUUUGAAGACAUUCAGUGAGGGAUAUUCAGGGUCAUUGUAUUUUUGCUGCCACAAGUUUCUAUAACAUAUUGUUGGCAUUUUAAAAGUUCCAUAUAAACAAAUUGAAAGAAAGCAAGUUCAAAGCCCUAACAUUUUAACCAAAUUCAACAGAGUUUUGAGGGAAAUGCAAUUCGAAGAUAGCACUCUUUAGAUGACUUGUGCAAUCACUUAGUUUCUUAUUGAAGAAAAGACAAGAUUGAUGGAUAAGUCAUUUGACUAUAAAUUGAGAGUUAAAAAAAGUCACAAAACUGAUCAGUGACUCUAAAUGAAAAUUUACUGAAUCAUUUGUAAAUAAAAAUUCUAAAUAAAUAAAAAUCACUUGUGAUUCCUAGUUAACAUUUUAUAAUCUUUGUAUUUUAUAAUGGCCUCUGCUUUUAUUUAUCCAAAAUUAUUAGUUUUGUUCAUUUUCUCAGCCUUUUUCAAAAUUUUCCAAGAUUGCUGAAAUUUGGAUAAAACAUGCCAUGAAUACAGAGGAGCAAUCUAAAAGUUAUCUUUUAAGAAGCUUUUAGUAGUUUCAAUUUGUACAAAAAGCACUAUUCGACCAUAACAGGUAUAUCUGAAAUAGGGACUAAAAUUCAAUUAAAAUAAAUGGAGUCAUAAAUUUGUUACUUAAAUACAGUAGUUACUUCUGCAGUUGGAGCAUGAUCACACAACCUGCUGUUACAUUUAAUUUCUCUUUUCUAGAUUAAUCUUUAAUUUGCAACUAGUCACAACAGCCAUCUUCUCCCUAUUCUAUCAGCUGUACUCAUCUUUUUCUGAACAUGAUAAAGCACUUCGUCUUGCCAUAAGUAUUGUCCUACACCACCAAGCUGUGUCCAUUAAUGGGAGCCUUCUAUUUACUUGCUCUCCAAUUUGGGGAACAUUACCCCAUCUCUGCUAUAGAGAACCAAAUGUAAUUAGUGUUUUGAACUUGAAUUACCUUUUAUAGGCAUGACCAGUAAACAUAAUGGUGUCUGAAGACAGAACAGCAUUUACUUGGCAUCACUUGAAAUGAGUGAGACAGCUCAUAUGCUACUUGGAUGGUUACUUGAUUCUUUUUAUCCUCUUUGGAGAGUGAUGAUGAGUAUGCUCCUAGGUAAAAUGCAGCCCAAGUUUUCUGAGGACUUUUAGUAUAUAGGACACUGGCUGUGGCUUGCAAAAUUAUUAGAAGCCACAGUUCUCUCUCUCUUUAAAAUCUUUUGUACAUUUCACUUACAUUGAAAUCAAAGGAAAUUUAAUUUCCUGUUUCUGAUUGAAAGAGUUCAUAAGACAAUAGCCUAAUUUUACCAGUGCCUCUCAAAGAUAAUAGAAUAAAUAGCAUGUAAAAGAGUAUAACAUUUUUUGCAGGUUUAGUAGAUAGCCUAAUCACACUGUAAGUAUAACUACAAAUGGCGUUUCUGAGCACCAGCUCACUAAUUGGUGCCAUGUUUUCAUUUUUUCUUAUUGUUAGUUUGUAAGGUUUUUAUUUUAUUACUUUUCAUAUGUUUAAUUUUGAAGGAGAGUUAGAGAAAUUGUAAGUUUUUGCUGCAUAUAUUCAGAGCACCUAGGAAGAGUCUAAACUGGCACUGUAGCCUAACAUAAUACAGAUUAUAGGCCGUAGCUAUACUUUUUAGUUCACAGUUUAAAAACAAAUUUAACUUUAUACACACAAAAAUUUGUCAGCGAAUUAUAUUUAGCUGUUGCUUUGGCAAAAAACUACAACAUGGCUACCUUUAGAAGAAUUUGUCAGCUACAUGUGGUCUGUGACAGUACAGGCAUGUAGAAGAACAGCUCAAAACUCAGAAAACAGAUGAUUUUGGAACCAUAAGUUCCAUGUGAAAGCUGAAUCUGUGCCCUUAUGUAACUUUUUGGUCAAAAAUUUAGAACACAUGGAUUCUAGAGUCACACUUUGUGAUUUAUAGAAUUUGUUGUGUUGAUCGGAUUAUUCUACAGUAUUUUGACAUCAGAGCAAGCAUUACAUAUAUGUUGCCUAACCUUUUUAAAAUAACUUUAUUCAAAAUUAUGUGUUCAUUUGGUGAUAUAUAUAUAGCUGUAAAAAAUUCUAUUUUUGGAAAUACAUACCCAAAUAUAUGUGAGGAUUAAAACAUAACUAAACAGUUUGAAAUGAACUCAUAUUUGUGAAACCAUACAUAACAAUACUAUAGAAUAGCCCCUGAACAGUGUUUAAGAGACAUAUGCUGCAGUUACCUGAUUGUCUCAGUUAGGGUGCGAAUGUGUGAGACACACUUUUUUUGCACUUAUGUACAUAGUCCAUGAAAGCAAUCCUUGGAGCUUUUUGUAGUAGUUAGGGAGAGUGAUUUCUGAGGCUUUGAGAUGAAGGGUAAUUGUUUUUAAUAUAAGACUUAACAAAAGCAGAAGGUUAUACUGUUGCUGUGGAGGCUUUUUAGUUUGCUGCAGCUCAUUGAAAGGGAAGACUGCGAACAGAUGCCAGAUCAACUGUAUCAACACUGAGCAAGAGUAGAAAGCACUUCUUUAGCAAGGCCAAUAGCAAAGAUUACUUUUAAAGCAUUGAUUCCACUGUAAACAUACAUACACAACAUACCAGAUGGGUUUCUGACAGAGGUUUUCUUUUUUCACUAAU
Messenger RNA from Nannospalax galili (Upper Galilee mountains blind mole rat), 6691 nucleotides. It is a transcript of the gene Mbnl3, whose product is annotated as muscleblind like splicing regulator 3. Bases 425 to 1495 code for a protein of 356 amino acids. Lineage: Eukaryota; Metazoa; Chordata; Mammalia; Rodentia; Spalacidae. The transcript has 10 exons. The record is from RefSeq and is a predicted model, not a curated record. Gene Ontology annotation, molecular function: metal ion binding.